Molecule: messenger RNA, 878 nt
Organism: Diatraea saccharalis (sugarcane borer)
Lineage: Eukaryota; Metazoa; Arthropoda; Insecta; Lepidoptera; Crambidae
Source: the annotation of a GenBank genome assembly
UCAUCUUUAAAUUUUUAUUUUAAAGUUUAUUUGUAUAUUUAUUUUGUAUUCUGUCGUAAAACUUGCCUGCAAUUUUUUCCUACUAAUAAUGUCACCACGAGUGGUUUUGUUAUUUAGUGGUAAAAGAAAGUCCGGAAAGGACUAUUUAACCGAUCAUUUACAACAGUUGUUAAAAGAUAAAUGUGAAAUUAUAAAAAUAUCAGCACCCAUUAAACAUUACUGGGCCAAACAAAACAAUUUGAAUUUUAAUGAACUAUUGAGCAAUAGUGACUACAAAGAGCUACACAGAUUGGAGAUGAUAAGAUGGAGUGAUAGCAUAAGAGAGAAAGACUAUGGUUAUUUUUGUAGACAAGCUUGCAAGGACGCUAAAGAAAAACCAAUAUGGAUAGUCAGUGAUAUAAGACGUAAAACAGAUAUUCGUUGGUUCAAAGACACAUAUAAAGACUUAGUUAGGACUAUUCAUAUUGAAGCUGAUGAGGAGACUAGAAAAUCUAGAGGAUUCCACUAUAAAGAUGGUGUGGAUAAUGUUGCUUCCGAAUGUGACUUGGAUGACUUUCAUGACUGGGAUUUGGUAAUAAAUAAUGGUGAAGGAGGACUGAAAUUACAGGAUCAAAUGGAUUCUAUAUUGGCAUUAUGUAAAAAUUUAUUAUAAUCCAUUCAAACAGUUCAAUUACUGUGCCCAAUAAAAUUGUGAUAGCAAAUUAUAAAUAAGCUUAUAGUAUGUAAACUUACAUUAUAAUAAUGUAUGUGUUAAGUAAAAUUAGUUUUGAUAUAGAUGGGAAGAUACAAUUUUGACCUACCAGGAGAAUAAAUUAAUUCUCCUGGUAAUAUUAAUAAAUAAAGUGUUUUUAAUUAGAUUUUUUAUGACUUGUCUCUUU